CAAACAAACGUCAAUUAAUCUAUCAUUUUCAUUUAUCAAAACGAUAAAUUCUAUGAAAAUCCAUAAAAUUGUAAGUUUACUAUACAGUUUUUUCUGGAAUACAAUUAUCUUGAUUUUUAUUAUAAAAUAAUGAACACUGUCAAAGUUAUCUAAGUAACAAUUGUGACUUAAGAAAAUGGCGAGACCUGAAAAGCCCGCUAAGACAGGAUUUGUUAUAAAGCUCUCAUGCGAAACUGUCCAAAAAUUGGCCGAAGAGGAGCAAAGAAGUAAGAUUAAUAAAGAAAGUAAAACUGAAGUGUCCGACAGCCUUUCUAAGCAACAGAAGGAGACAGUAAGUAGCGAAAAUGUUGAAUUUAUUACAACAAAACCAGAUACUACUAAAUCCAAAACAGAGGUUAGAUCCGAAGAUAUUUCAGAAGCACAUGCUGAUGAUUCUUUAAAUAAAACGAGUAGUGAUUGUGAAACUUCAGACGCCAAAUCUAUGGAAGAAUUAUAUGGUAACUAUGCCCCAUACAUAACGUAUGAAAAUGAUGAGGCAAUUUAUACAGAUCCUACAACUCAACAAAAAUUUACAUGGAACAAAGAGUCAAACUCAUGGACUCCUCAGCCAGGUGAUGUUCCGGGAAGAACAUAUAGUUAUGAAAAUGACACUCAUAUUUACACAGAAGCAGAUGGAUCCAAAAGUUUUUGGGAUGAUGAGAAGAAAGCGUGGUUACCUAAAGUCGAUGAUGACUUUUUGGCAUUUUACCAAAUGUCUUAUGGCUUUGUUGACAAUACAACCAAAGAAGAAACUAAAAUAGAAAAAAAGAAAGAAGAACAGAAAAAACUGGAACAAGGUGUUAAAAGGAAAAAUGAUCCCCAAUGGUUUCAACAAUCAGAAGAGAAAAACACUAAAGUUUAUGUAUCUAACUUGCCCCUAGACACAACAGAAGAAGAUUUUGUUAAUCUAAUGCAAAAGUGUGGUCUUGUUGAACGAGACCCAAGCACGCAAAAGAUGAGGGUAAAGCUAUAUGUGGAUAAAGACCAGAAUUGUUUUAAAGGAGAUGCUCUGUGUACGUACAUAAAAAUUGAAUCUGUUGAUCUUGCACUCAAGCUCCUUGAUGGUAGUGAUUACAAAGGUAACAAGAUUAAAGUGGAAAAAGCACAUUUCCAAUUGAAAGGUGAAUACAAUCCAGCCCUAAAACCCAAAAAGAAAAAGAAAAAAGAGUUAGAGAAAAUAAAGAAAAUGCAACAAAAGUUAUUUGAUUGGAGACCUGAGAAGUUUAUCGGGGAAAGAUCUAAACAUGAGAAAGUUGUAAUUGUUAAAAAUCUGUUUCAUCCCUCUGAUUUUGAUAAUGAAGUGCAGCUUAUAUUGGACUAUCAGCAGGAUUUGAGAGAAGAAUGUGGUAAGUGUGGUGAUGUUAGAAAGGUUGUGAUUUAUGACAGACAUCCAGAAGGUGUUGCUCAAAUAUCUAUGAAAGAACCAGAACAGGCAGAUGCUGUCAUUCAACUUAUCAAUGGUAGAUGGUUUGGUAAGCGACAAAUAACAGCUGAAACAUGGGAUGGUCGAACUAAAUUCAGAAUAGCUGAAACUGACGCUGCUUUAAAUCAAAGAAUUAACAAAUGGGAUAAAUUUCUGGAGGGAGAAGAAGGAGCCAAAGCAGAAAAGAAGUCUGAUGAUGCAUUGACAACUUCUGUAAAUAGUCUCCCAGAAGAUAAUACUCUUGAAGCAUCUAAAAAAGACAAAAUUGAUUGUAAAACUUCAGAGUGAUAAUUUAAUAUGUAAAUAACAUAAAAACACUUAUUUUAAAUAAAAUUAAAGAAAAAUA
This is a messenger RNA of Nymphalis io (European peacock), 1808 nucleotides long. It is a transcript of the gene barc, whose product is annotated as HIV Tat-specific factor 1. The coding region runs from base 176 to 1750 and encodes 524 amino acids. Gene Ontology annotation, molecular function: RNA binding. Lineage: Eukaryota; Metazoa; Arthropoda; Insecta; Lepidoptera; Nymphalidae. Gene Ontology annotation, biological process: mRNA splicing, via spliceosome. The transcript has a single exon. The record is from RefSeq and is a predicted model, not a curated record. Gene Ontology annotation, cellular component: U2 snRNP; U2-type spliceosomal complex.